ACAGUCAACCCACGGGCACGUGUCCUCCCAUCUCCCCAUACCCCACGCCCUUUGUCCAGGUGUCCCUUAUAUAACAUACCUCCUCCUUCCCUCUUCCCCACGCCGUUCCCACACUUUUCCAUUACCUCCCUCCAUCUCCAUUCUUUUAACUCACUCUCUUCAAUUUCGGGGCCCCGCGAUCGAUACCCACCCGAUUCGUUAUCCGAAUUUCACUUCAAUCACAAGCCAAGCCGCCGAGUAACCUCCUAUGGGGACGGAAAACCCGGCGGCCAAUUUCAGCUACCUCGGGCGGAGCUACGGCGACAUCUGCUGCGUCAACACCGACGACUCCUCCUCCUCCGCCUUCAGCGACUGCAACAGCGACAGAUCCGGCGAGUUCCCCACCACCUCCACCGAGAGCCGCCGCCUCCUCGUCUCCUGCGCCGCCGACAACUCCGACGACCUCAUGCUCCACCUCGUCUCCAGCCUCGACUCCUGCUCCAUCGACGAGCAGAAGCAGGCCGCCAUGGAGAUCAGGCUGCUCGCCAAGAACAAGCCAGAGAACCGCCUCAAGAUCGCCAAAGCCGGGGCGAUUCGGCCCCUGGUCUCGCUGGUUUCCUCCUCCGACCUCCAGCUGCAGGAGUACGGCGUCACCGCGAUUCUCAAUCUCUCGCUCUGCGACGAGAACAAGGAGGCGAUUGCCUCCUCGGGAGCGAUUAAGCCGCUGAUUCGAGCUCUCAAGAACGGGACGGCCACGGCGAGGGAGAAUUCGGCCUGCGCUCUGCUCCGGCUGUCGCAAUUGGAGGAGAAUAAGGUCGCAAUCGGGAGGUCCGGGGCGAUUCCGCCGCUCGUGAGCUUGCUGGAGACCGGGGGUUUCCGCGCGAAGAAGGACGCGUCCACCGCGCUCUACUCUCUCUGCUCGGUGAAGGAGAACAAAAUCAGAGCCGUACAGGCGGGGAUCAUGAAGCCGCUGGUGGAAUUGAUGGCGGAUUUCGGGUCAAACAUGGUGGACAAGGCGGCGUACGUUCUCAGCGUGCUGGUCUCGCUCCCCGAGGCGAGGUCGUCGCUGGUGGAGGAAGCAGGGAUUCCGGUGCUGGUGGAGAUCGUCGAGGUCGGUUCCCAGCGGCAGAAGGAGAUCGCCGUUUCGGUGCUGCUGCAGCUGUGCGAGGACAAUUUGGUCUACAGGGCGAUGGUGGCGCGUGAAGGUGCGAUCCCGCCGUUGGUGGCUCUGUCUCAGUCCGGCACCAAUCGCGCCAAGCAAAAGGCAGAGACAUUGAUAGAGCUUCUGCGGCAACCGAGAUCCGGCAACGGCGGUGGGAGGGCAUCAGAGUUGUCGGUAUGAGGGGCAGGGUGUCCUACCACAUGCCGCCAUGUGUGUAGUAAUCAUCAUAACCCCAACAGGCAACAACCAGAAGAAGAAGAAGACCGAAGAGUGUGGAUAUUUUUUAUUAUUUCACUUUUGUUUUUUAGUUUUUUACGAUAUCUUCCUUUUUGUUUUGGCCACUAAAAGAAGAGAGAGAGAGAGACGGGAAGAGGAGAGAAAUGUAAAUAUCUCCUUUUACUGUGUCGUUUGUAAAAGAAAAGAAAGGCUUGAGAUUAUAAAAGAAAAAAGAAAGGGAAGGUUUGUGCCUAGUGGUGGUCUGAGUUUGGUAGAAGAAGACUAGAAGGGUGCUCUUUUUUUUUUAUUCGCAGUCGCAGGGGGGUUUUUCUUUUGUCUUUUCAUCGGUUUUUAUUAGAGUUCUAGUUAAGCUUUUGUGGAGAUCGAUUAAAAUUGGAAUUAUGAAAAAAGGUGAUGAGAUUAG
Linum trigynum is the source of this 1781-nucleotide messenger RNA. The record is from the annotation of a GenBank genome assembly. NCBI's taxonomy places the organism in Eukaryota, Viridiplantae, Streptophyta, Magnoliopsida, Malpighiales, Linaceae.